AUUGGCAUUGCUGCACACGAAAUCGGCCAUGCCCUUGGCAUGUUUCACCAUCAAGCAAGACAUGAUCGGGACGAGCACAUAGCGAUAGAUGAAACGAAAAUUAAGGCUGGAAUGCACGAUCAGUUCAUUAAACAAACUAAUGAAACUAAUGAUAAUUAUGGUCUCCCUUAUGAGUACGGCAGCAUAAUGCACUACGGUUCAAAAAGUUUCUCGGCAGAUAAAUCGCGCUGGCACACAAUGAUGCCUAUACCUGACCUAAAGUUUGUUAACACUAUGGGUUCUCACUUUGUUUCUUUUUACGACAAGCUCAUGAUGAACACUCACUACAGCUGUCUAGAUAAAUGCAAGAAAAACCCCUCAGCGGCCAAAUGCGCACUGGGAGGUUUUCCAAAUCCCAAGGACUGCACAAAAUGUGUUUGCCCAGGAGGAUAUGGCGGACGAUUAUGCAACGAACGGCCAAGCGGCUGCGGAGACGUGUUGCAGGCCUCUACAAGUUACCUAAAAUUCGAAGACAACAUAGGUCAAUCAUGGAUAAAAAAAUCAAGUGAAAAUGAUUAUUUUCUCAAGUGCCAUUAUUGGAUAGAGGCUCCAUUGGGAAGAACUAUUGAGAUAAAAUUUCAUAAUUUUACGGAUCGUGUCGCUACGGAUGGAUGUUAUUUUGCUGGUGUUGAGAUUAAAACACAGAAGGACCAGCGAAGCACCGGAUAUAGGGUGUGCUCUGGUAAUUAUACGGGAGAGUUGUUUAAAUCUGAACGCAAUAUUGUGCCUAUCAUUACCUACAGCAGAAUUUGGGUAGUCAAGACGGAGUUAUGGUACCGAAUGGUCUGA
Messenger RNA from Cylicocyclus nassatus, 828 nucleotides. The record is from the annotation of a GenBank genome assembly. NCBI's taxonomy places the organism in Eukaryota, Metazoa, Nematoda, Chromadorea, Rhabditida, Strongylidae.